AUGUCUUUCUCACUCUCUCAUUCUCUCUCCCACUCUCUCCCACUCUUUCUCACUCUAUCACUCCCUCUCUCUCUCACUCUGACACUCUCUCUAUCUCUUUCUCACUCUCUCUCUAAUUCUCUCUCCCACUCUCUCUCUCCCUUCCUCUCUCUGCAAAUAUUUCAAUGCUCAGUAAAGUCGAAGCGAUCACUUAGUCGUUUAACAACAGUCCCUUCCUUCCUUCCUUCCUUCCUUCUUUCCUUUAUUCAUUCAUUCUUUCCUUCUUUCGUUCAUUUAUUUACUCAUUCUUUGCUUUCUUCCUCCCUCCCUUCCUUCCUUUAUUCAUUCAUUCUUUCCUACCGUUGUUCAUUCUUUCCUUUCCUCUUCACUUCUCUCUUUCAUUCAUUUAUUCUUUCCUCCCUUCCUUCCAUCUUUCCUUCCUCCCUCCCUUCCUUCCUUCCUUCCUUCCUUCCUUCCUUCAUUCAUUCAUUCAUUUCUUUCCUUCCUUCGUUCAUUUAUUUACUCAUUCCUUGCUUUCUUCCUCCCUCCCUUCCUUCCUUUAUUCAUUCAUUCUUUCCUUCCGUUGUUCCUUCUUGCCUUUCCUCUUCACUUCUCUCUUUCAUUCAUUUAUUCUUUCCUCCUUCCUACCAUCUUUCCUUCCUUCCUUCCUUCCUUCCUUCCUUCAUUCAUUCAUUCAUACUUUCUUUCCUUUCUUCCUCCCUCUCUUCCUUCAUUAAUUCAUUCAUUCUUUCUUUCGUUCUUUCCUUCCUUCCUCCCUUCCUUCCUUUGUUCAUUCUUUCCUUUCUCUUUUCCUUCUCCCUUCUUUCAUUCAUUUAUUCUUUCCUUCUUUCCCUCGUUCAUUCAUUCAUUCUUUUCAUUCUUCCUUCCUGCCUUCCUUCCUUCCUUCCUUCCUUCAUUCAUUCAUUCAUUCAUUCAUUCAUUCAUUCAUUCUUUCUUUCUCUCCCUUCUUCCUCCCUCUCUUCCUUCCUUUAUUAA
Molecule: messenger RNA, 975 nt
Organism: Acanthosepion pharaonis
Lineage: Eukaryota; Metazoa; Mollusca; Cephalopoda; Sepiida; Sepiidae
Source: the annotation of a GenBank genome assembly